This is a messenger RNA of Odocoileus virginianus texanus, 729 nucleotides long. Lineage: Eukaryota; Metazoa; Chordata; Mammalia; Artiodactyla; Cervidae. The record is from RefSeq and is a predicted model, not a curated record.
AUGCGCUACCAGCCAAGGGCAAACAUGCCCUCCUCCCCUCAACGCCCGAAACCGGGAUCGGCAACCGCCAAGCAACAGGAGUUGAGAAAGCUCCCGAGGCGAGAGCACAAGCGCCGCACCUCUCCCCAGCCCGAUCCGACAGGAAAUGGCGGCCCGCGUAAUGGCGACUACGUGCUACUAGGCGGAGCCGAGCGCGGACCCCCUCCCCCACCCACCACGCGGUCCCGAGACCUCGUCCCCCGCACCCUCCCCCCACCGCGGGAGACAAAGCAACGAAGGCAGCCCCGACCGUUCCAGCUCGCCCGUUCCAGAGUCAGGCCCGGAGCGCCCAAGUGCGGCGGGCCCCAUACAAAGAGAACGGCGGCGUUCUCUACCGCCCCCCGGCUCCCUCUCCUUCCCACACAAGGCCUAGUUCCCAUCACAACAAAACUCAUCCCACCGGCACAAGCCUCGCGACUCUCCGAAGCCUCUAGUGCCACAACGCGGACUGCAUAUAUACGCUCAGGGAAAUGGCGGAGGUGGGGGGAGGGGAAACCCGGCAACGUUCCCUCCCAGAACCCGCCAACCAUCACCAAGCCCCCAAACGCCUUCCCCGAAGUGGAGAAAGUACUCUCCGGCCCUCACCCCCACGCGCCGUUUGCCCAGGCUCAUUCCUCACCCGGCAAGGGUACCGUCCCUAUGCCGCCGCGCCUCCUCAGCCGGUCACAGCUAGACAGAGAACAAGCGUAG